UCUCCAGGAUUCAACCGGUCGAUCCCCGGCUUCUCCCGGUUCUCCAUGACCGGACCGGAAGCUGAUGGGGUCCACAACCUCAAAAUAAGGAACGUGACACUCGAGGACGACGGUGCCUACCAGUGCCAAGUGACACCGAAGGGGGACGCGCUGCCUAUCCGACACGCUGCGAUGUUGACUGUCUUGAUUCCUCCUUCAAGCAUCGAGAUCGUGGGACGACGGAAGAACGAGCGAAUAACCGAAAGAGCAGGGAAUUCCAUUACUCUUGAGUGUCUCGUCAAAGAUUCGAAACCUGUGUCUCAAAUACAGUGGUUUAGGGACGGUGCUGAUAUCAGUCUUGAUUUGUCAGUGAAAUGA
Messenger RNA from Penaeus vannamei (Pacific white shrimp), 357 nucleotides. NCBI's taxonomy places the organism in Eukaryota, Metazoa, Arthropoda, Malacostraca, Decapoda, Penaeidae. The record is from RefSeq and is a predicted model, not a curated record.